This is a messenger RNA of Bradysia coprophila, 923 nucleotides long. RefSeq names its product protein G12. Lineage: Eukaryota; Metazoa; Arthropoda; Insecta; Diptera; Sciaridae. The record is from RefSeq and is a predicted model, not a curated record.
UAUUUGUAACAUGGCAUUCGGUUCGGCGAAGAAGAAAAAAAACGUUUCACUUCAAUUCAUUUUGAAUUCAGUUUACCAUAGAAGUGGAACAAAGUGAGAAUGAAAGUUGUGAGUGUGUUCUUUUCGAUUGGAUUAGUCCUUGCAGAAACAUACGUUGUACGUGCACAAAAUCACUUAUUUCCACCACUACCGGAAGGUGAAUGUGGAGAAGAUGAACUAAAGCCUGAUGGUUUAACUGCAGUAUUCAAUGAAUUUUCGGAGACAUUUCCAACGUUUGAAUUUCUGGGAACAUUUCUCGAAGCACUGACCGACGAUGAAGAAGUUGUACAAGUUCUCUCGUUGCUACUGACUGAUGAUUUCAACAAUCUCCUUAACAAAAUUGGGAACAUAGACGAAUGGGUUGAGAUAACCGAUAUAUUUUGUGACGAUUUACAAUUCAAUGUAAACUUCUACUUGAAAGUCAUUGGCGAUCUAUUCAAAGUGAUUCCGAUUGAUCCGAGCACACCAAAGUCUGACCACCGUCCUAGACCUGGCGUAAUGGGUCUACUGCACGAUAUUGUCGACAUUUUGCCGCUGAACGAAUGGCAGGCGAAAUUCAACGAACUGAUCGAGCAAAAUGAAGUCGUCCGGAUUGCCAUCGACACAGUUAAAGGGGACUUGUUUAAAGCGGUUGUCGUGCAGACAUGUCAAAUGGAUGAAUUUAGAGCUCUUAGCAACAAACUUAAUUCUUUAGGUUUACCUGUCGCUUGUGGAAUGACAGCGUUGGAAAAGAUAUUGGGCUGGCCUUAUGCCACUUGUGAAUGUGGUGAUAUUCGCGUAUUGAAUAAGUGUUAGCGAUUUUUUGGUGAGGAAUGACAAUGAAAAAAAAAAACAAUUGUUGAUGGUAAUGGUGCAUCAACAAUUGCAUGUUUCAUGAAAUAAAA